UGCUUCAGCUAAGAAGCUAGAAGUAUUCAGUGUAUACAGGCUGUGGGGGAGGGGAGAGACAGGAAGAAAGAUUGGUCUCUCCGUGUUUGUGCUUUUGUUAGUUCUACAAAGGAGUCAAAGAAACAAGAGAUAACAAAGGCUCCGUUUCCUUUCUGUUAGAAAAGGCUUUUGUCUUUCCUCGUGCAACUAUGUCAGUGUCUGACAAGAAAGAGUUUGAUGUGAAACAGAUCCUAAGGCUACGCUGGAGGUGGUUUAGUCAUCCUUCUCAAGGUUCCCUUAACACUGGAAGCUGCCUUCAGCCGGAAGGAUAUGAAAAGAGAGGGACCUCAGCUCAGGGCAGGUUGAAGAACCACUCUCAGGACAGAAAUGGACUGAGAAAAGGCAACAGUUCUGUCCCCCACAACAUACUGGCAUCCGUGCCAGGACGGGGCCCUGUUCAUCAAGCGAAGCUUCAGAAUCUGCACGAACAAAACUUCAUAGAACAUCUUCCAGCAAAUGAAGAUACUCCUAAAACAGUGCCACAGGAGAAUUUUUGCAAAGAAGCUUGUCAGACACACUCACAAAAUUUGGAGAUGAUGGCUGAUGACAAUAAAGAGGAUUCUGGAGCACGAUUAUAUACACAACAUCCUGAUGAAAUGAAUACUCCCAGGUCUGAGGAGCACUUUCAUGCUAUAAACCAUGCAGAGCAAACUCUCCAUAAAAUGGAGAACUACUUGAAAGAGAAACAACUGUGUGAUGUGUUGCUCAUUGCUGGACAUCUUCGAAUUCCAGCUCACCGGUUGGUUCUUAGUGCAGUGUCUGAUUACUUUGCUGCAAUGUUUACUAAUGAUGUGCUUGAAGCCAACCAAGAAGAAGUCAGGAUGGAAGGGGUAGAUCCAAAUGCACUUAAUUCUUUGGUGCAGUAUGCUUACACAGGUGCUCUGCAACUGAAAGAAGACACAAUUGAAAGUUUACUGGCUGCAGCUUGUCUUCUGCAGCUGACUCAAGUCAUUGAAGUCUGCUCCAGUUUCCUCAUAAAGCAGCUCCAUCCAUCAAACUGUUUAGGAAUUCGGUCAUUUGGAGAUGCUCAAGGAUGUACAGAGCUCCUGAAUAUAGCACAUAAAUACACUAUGGAACAUUUCAUUGAGGUUAUAAAGAACCAAGAAUUUCUCCAGCUUCCGGUUAAUGAGAUUUCAAAGCUUCUGUGCAGUGAUGACAUUAAUGUGCCUGAUGAAGAAACCAUUUUCUAUGCUUUAAUGCAGUGGGUGGGCCAUGAUGCUCAGACUAGGCAAGGAAACCUGGCAAUGCUGCUUUCAUACAUCAGACUUCCAUUACUCCCACCACAGUUACUGGCAGAUCUUGAAAAUAGUUCCAUGUUUACUGGUGAUCUUGAAUGUCAGAAACUCCUAAUGGAAGCUAUGAAAUAUCAUCUUUUACCGGAGAGAAGACCCAUGAUGCAAAGCCCUCGAACAAAGCCCAGAAAAUCAACUGUAGGGGCACUUUAUGCGGUGGGAGGCAUGGAUGCUAUGAAAGGUACCACUACAAUUGAAAAAUAUGACCUCAGGACCAAUAGUUGGCUUCAUAUAGGCACCAUGAAUGGCCGUAGGCUUCAGUUUGGAGUUGCAGUUAUUGAUAAUAAACUUUAUAUUGUGGGAGGUAGAGAUGGUUUAAAAACUCUGAAUACUGUGGAAAGUUUUAAUCCAGUGGACAAAAUCUGGAUGGUGAUGCCUCCCAUGUCAACACAUAGGCACGGCUUAGGUGUAGUCACACUAGAAGGACCAAUGUAUGCCGUAGGUGGUCAUGAUGGUUGGAGCUAUCUAAAUACUGUGGAAAGAUGGGAUGCUGAGGGGCGCCAAUGGAAUUAUGUGGCCAGUAUGUCUGUUCCUAGAAGUACACUUGGUGUCGUUGCAUUAAACAACAAGUUAUAUGCUAUUGGUGGACGUGAUGGAAGCUCCUGUCUCAAAUCAGUGGAAUAUUUUGACCCACACACUAACAAGUGGAGUCUAUGUGCUCCAAUGUCCAAAAGACGUGGAGGUGUGGGAGUUGCAACAUAUAAUGGAUUCUUAUAUGUUGUAGGGGGUCAUGAUGCCCCUGCUUCUAAUCACUGCUCUAGGCUUUCUAACUGUGUGGAACGGUAUGAUCCAAAAAAUGAUUCAUGGUCAACUAUGGCACCCCUGAGUGUUCCUCGAGAUGCUGUUGGUGUGUGUCCCCUUGGAGACAAACUCUAUGUGGUUGGAGGAUAUGAUGGACACACUUAUUUGAACACUGUUGAGUCAUAUGAUGCUCAGAAAGAUGAAUGGAAUGAGGAAGUUCCUAUUAACAUUGGAAGAGCUGGUGCAUGCGUUGUGAUGGUGAAGCUACCUUAAAAUCAUCUUUAUUAAGUGUAACAAAAGUGGAUAACUUCAAGAAAGAGAGUAGGAAGAAGAGCAAAGGAAGAAAUAUGUUUUCUUUCAGCAAUUAAUCACCAAACUUGAAAAUUAUGGUGUCACUUUAAUAUGUGCUUACAAUUAUUUUCAUUUAUACAGUUUAAACAAAGCUUUCAACAUGAACUGAGUAUGAAAGCUAAUUUUAUGUACUGUCCCCGCUGUAACAUAGAGGGAAAUAUAGCUGUGUAGGUUUAGUUUUGUUACUAUAAAUGUUAAAAUAUGCAAUAAACUUGAUAGUGAUGAAAAUGUAGAAUUUAUAAAAGAAUUAGCAAUUUCUGGUGAGACCCACAGAAGCUGUUAUUUUUCUCUUUGUCGAUCCCAACUGUUAGGUACAUUUAUAUAAUGCUCCACAAUCUGCAAAACGCUUUGAUAUUGCUUAUUCCCAGGAUAUGAGAGUAUGACAGGACUGUUCAAAGCAUGACAUUGGAUUCAGACAAAUCCAGCAAUGUAACACAGCUCUGUCACUUACCAGUUGUAUAAUCUUUUAAAAAAAAGUUUAAUAAAAAAUGCUACUCUAUUUUCUGGAAUAAAAUUUAAUGUAGAAAGACAAUGUCUGAGACUUAAAAUGUAAAGUCUGAAUGCUAGUGAUAUAUCAUUUUUAUUCAAAUAAUAUGCCAAAAUCUAAAUAAUCCCUGACAUUUUCCAGCAUGAAAGAAUUUACAGUUUUAUUACUGUAAAACUGGUUCAUUGACAUAAUUUGCUGUGCUCAUUCUACUAUGUCAAACUUUUAUAAGCUUAAUUUUCUGCCAUAGAACACAUAGAUUUUAUAUAUCUUAACAUAUUAUGAUCAGUAAGUUGCCAGUGAAAUAUUGUGAUGUCACAUAUGCAACUUUAUAGUAACAGUAAAUAUUUAUGAUUGAUACGAACUCUGA
Molecule: messenger RNA, 3277 nt
Organism: Chinchilla lanigera (long-tailed chinchilla)
Lineage: Eukaryota; Metazoa; Chordata; Mammalia; Rodentia; Chinchillidae
Gene: Klhl4
Product: kelch-like family member 4
Exons: 11
Coding region: 189-2345 (718 amino acids)
Molecular function (GO): protein binding
Source: RefSeq, a predicted model, not a curated record